AUGUGGAGGGGGCAUGCGUUAGUGCUCCAUCUGGAAGGCGUUGGAACGGUUCUGGCAAUUUCUCUCAUCCACUACUACUUCGUCCUCGUAAUCUCCGUCUUCCUGGCGCGACACAUUCGUGACAUGAAACGCGGCCAUGAGGACACGUGCCCACGUGGCAACCCAUCGAUUCACCCCUCAAUUUUCCAAGGUGAUCGAUGUUGUGAAGAGGCAGGUGCAUUCGCAGCCUCUCCAGUGGCUACUGAGGUUGACUGCGCGGGCGAUGUUUUCGGCUGCCUAGCGGCUGACAUCUGCCCAACACAACCAGAGAAUGCCGAUCAGUCACUGAGGAACUCCGGUUCUGGACGUUCCUCCUACGUCUACACCCCAUGGUCGGACAUUUCUGGGAUGUCAUCGACUGGAUCAGCCGACCCCUCCAAUGCAGAACCCUUCCAAAACCUUCCCGAUGGAGCAGUAAGGCAUUCCCCCUCCACACCCGCCUUUUACGUGCAUGACGUCUGCGAGGGGGAUGGCGAUGGGAUGAGCAGUGCAGCGGGCCAAUGUAUCCGCUGCCACUUUCUCGAGACCCGUGCUGGCCUCACAGAGCGAAUGAAUCAGAUCUCAGCCCGGAGGCCAGCCAGGGUGCCCAGUCCCUACCCCUCGCACGUCUGGGACGAGGACUCGCUUGCCAGCAGUGAGUUGAGCUUCGGCUCCACCCUGGUGGCAUGGCAGUCCUCGUCCCCGUCAUCGCGGACGCCAACAGACGUGCAUGUGGAGGGACGGGCGGACGUCGGCGACGCAUCAUCGGCCCAGAACUUUGUUCCGCCUUGGAAGAUGGUUCGUCGUGGACGAAGAUCUGUAAGUCAAGACUAUGUUCUUGCUCUGCUUUUUGCGUUGUUGCAUCAGAAGGAUAAGGUUCUUGAGUCGUCAUCAUCUUCAUCUGCAUUUUAG
Dibothriocephalus latus is the source of this 930-nucleotide messenger RNA. The record is from the annotation of a GenBank genome assembly. Lineage: Eukaryota; Metazoa; Platyhelminthes; Cestoda; Diphyllobothriidea; Diphyllobothriidae.